Messenger RNA from Brassica oleracea var. oleracea, 705 nucleotides. RefSeq names its product protein AIG2-like. The coding region runs from base 52 to 558 and encodes 168 amino acids. The transcript is spliced from 5 exons. NCBI's taxonomy places the organism in Eukaryota, Viridiplantae, Streptophyta, Magnoliopsida, Brassicales, Brassicaceae. The record is from RefSeq and is a predicted model, not a curated record.
CUAACUCAACUUGAUUACAAACUGAAACAAAACAAGUUCGGAGGAAAGAAGAUGGCUACUUCUGAACAAUCUCCAUCGUACAACGUCUUCGUCUACGGCAGUUUCCAGGAGCCAGCCGUUGUGAGUUUGAUCCUAGAGUUCACUCCUGUCAUCGUCUCCGCUCAACUCCAUGGCUUUCAUCUUUACCGACUCAAAGGACGUUUGCAUCCUUGUAUUGCUCCAUUUGAGUCUGGAUUAGUCAACGGCAAGGUACUAACUGGAUUAACAGAAGCUCAGUUGAAGAAUUUAGAUAUGAUUCAAGGAGCUGAAUACGUGAGGAAGACUGUUGAGGUUGUAUUAACUGAGACAUCCGAGAAGAUGGAAGUGGAAGCUUUAAUUUGGGCCAACAAGGAUGAUCCAGACAUGUAUGGAGAAUGGGAUUUCGAGGAAUGGAAGCGGCUUCACAUGGAUAAAUUCAUAGAGGCGUCGAAGAAAUUCAUCGAAUGGAAGAAGAAUCCAGAUGGCAAAACAAGGGAAGAGUUUGAGAAAUUUGUACACGAGGAUCCUCCUGUGGCGUGAAGACCUUGUCUGCCUUUUCUUGAUAUCUAAUCGUUUACUCCAAAAUAAAAAGGUCUCUCACUUCAUGUGCAAUAAGAUUAUAAGUUCUACUACAUGAACAUUGACUUGCAUAAUAUCUUAUCAUUUCUAAUCAUUAUAUGUCAUCAA